Molecule: messenger RNA, 4656 nt
Organism: Ctenopharyngodon idella (grass carp)
Lineage: Eukaryota; Metazoa; Chordata; Actinopteri; Cypriniformes; Xenocyprididae
Product: fish-egg lectin-like
Exons: 6
Coding region: 1138-1905 (255 amino acids)
Source: RefSeq, a predicted model, not a curated record
UGAAGGUGUACUGGAAAGUGAUCACACACAAACCAUUCUAAAGUCGGUAAAGUGUCUGUUUAUUAGUACAGUGAAAACGGGACAAAGAUUAACCCAAGAUACUUAUUUACAUAAAUUUACAAAUUAUAUACAUUUUAUAACCAAGCAAAUAGGUUCACCGAGUAAAAGAGAAAAGAACGAGACCGUGCCAAAUCAAAGAAAGAAACAACACAUAACCAAUCUUACAAGAAAAAAAAAGAAAGAAAGAAAAAGAAAAACUUCGAAUCUAUUUACAGUCUUCUUCUAAUCUAACUCAACCAUCAAUAUUCACAAAAACCCCUAAAUUAAGUAAAAAGAAAAAUCUUCAGCGUCAAAGACGCCCUAAAUAAAACUGCUCUUACUACAAACCAAAAAUACAAAAGGUGGCACGUGUCACUAGUGUUCUAUACACAAUUAAAAAACUCAGUGUGGCACAUGUUUAUCACGUGAUAUCUUUUUUCUCUUUCCCCGUUUAGUAACAGGUUUGACAACCAGGUAACAAAAACGGUGAAAAACUUAGAGAGAAAAAAUCGAAUGAGCCAUAGUUCACGAAGUUGUCAAAGAACACAGACUUUACCAAUAAGGUAUCAAACAUUAAAAGUACAGGGCAAACGAACAAAUAAGCACGCGAGUACUAUCACAACAGGACAAUAGAAUGUGUGCUCUAGCGUGCACGAGAGCUCCAGCUUCCUGCACAGGUGCGCUCUUUAUAACCAAAUAGCGCGCCCUCAUUGGUGAAGCCGCGCGUUGUCGUCACCAAGCGUCUCGAUGACUGACAGAGGAUUAGACCACUCAGGUACCCGCAUCACCCUGCUGAAAACGAAAGUAAAGACAGAGAAAAAAAGAAGGGGAGGAAAAAAAAACACCGUACGCAUAAUAAUAAUUAUAACAGUGGACGUAACAAACACGUUCACGUGUGAGCUGUCUUACCUGAGGGACGUGCUCAUCUGAUUACCUCCUGUCUUCUUCCUCUGUGAUCUAGCCUGGACUUUGAUUUGUUAUUGACUGUUAUUACUCCAGUAAAUUUUGAAUCACAUUUCUGCAUUUGAGUCAUUUUCCUUGAGAUCCCUGACAGAAUCCACACUGACUGCUGAAUUCUGAUCGAUCAAGAGAAGAGCAAUGAAGCUUUAUCUUAGCAUCCUGCUACUCUUCAGCUGCCAGUUCAUUCACACUCUGGCUUUAAACUGUGAAAUGAUUUGUGGCACCCUGAAGCAGAUAGACGCUGGGUCAGGCUCAGUGGUUGGAGUGAACAAUCAAAAUGAGGUCUUCAUCCUGAUUAAUAACGUCUUCACAAAGGUCUUUACGUCUCUAAAGCACUUCACUGUUGGUCCUGCUGGUCAGUUCGGGGUGGAUACAGCAAACAACAUCUUCAAGGUGCGGGGUGGCAGCCUUGUGCAGAUUGCAGGCCUUCUCAAACAGGUGGAUGCUGGAGGAGAUCAGAACAUUGCAGGUGUCAAUAUGAAUGAUGACAUAUAUUGUUUAAAUAUGGAUGCUAACAACAAAUUGCCAUCCAGCUCUGUUCCUUGGGUUCAUAUUGGUGGAAAGCUGAAGUAUUACAGCUGUGGCCCGUACAGCUGUUGGGGAGUGAACAGCAAUGAUCAAAUCUACAUCAUGAAGGAUGUGUCUGGUAAUGCCUGUUCCGGGUCCAACUUUGUGAAUAUUCCUGGACUUCUGUCCAUGAUUGAAGUAGCAACUGACGGCAGUGUCUUUGGUGUCAACUCUCAAGGGGCCUUAUACCAAAGAACUGGCAUCACUCGAUCCAACCCCGCUGGCACAAACUGGAUCUCGAUGGUUGUCUGUCCCAAUGGCCACAAGCACGUGAGCUUUGACCUGGGAUUGCUGUGGGUCGUCUGUGUUGAUGGCUCCAUCCGUAAAUGUACUUUAUAGUCUGUCAUGCAUCACUGCAGCAACAGAGGAGCUCAAUCAUUAACAGAAACCUCAAAGUAAUCAGAUAUUAUUAACCAGGCACGUGCACAGGUAGGGCUCAACCUGUGCAGAGCACAUGCCCUUUUUGCCCUUACUCCGAAGCCCUUACUUUUGUUGUGGUGUUUUUUUUUUUUUUUUUUUUUAAGGCAACCACAAUAAACCUCACAAGAAUCGAAAAUGGGCUAAUUUCCCAUAGACUAGAGUGAGACCAUAGAAGUAUUUUCAGCUGCCACAAUCUGUUUUGCAUGCGUCUCAAGGGUGAUUUCAGUUCAAGUGAAGCGGCAGCGCGGAGUGCACAUGAACCAAUCAUCUCUUCCACGUAUCAACACGAAAUAAACGUUAAUGAACACCAACAGGAAUGUUGAAAGAUACAGUACAGUAUACCGAAAUCAGUAUCAUGUCACAGAUAAUCGCUUGAUUAUUGUUUCAACCGCGGAAAGAUGUCAACAAAACAGCUUGUAAACAAUGUCAAAUAACGUCACAUUUACCUCAGAAAAGCCGUUCAAUGUCCAAUGUCAAAUGAACUUUGAGAGCAGCAUUUUGUUAAAUAUAUGCUAUAUUUCAUAUUCAUUCUAUUUUUACUUAACCCUUUCUUCAAUACUAUUUAAUGUUUGAAUAAAUCCGUUUUAUGACAGCCACCAUUUAACGUAUUAAAAAAUGUAUAGAAACAUAAUUGUGUCAUUAAAAUUUAUUAGUAUAACGUUAUUAAUUUUAACCUUUAAUAUUAUAAUUAUGUACCAACUGGGGUUAAAUAUAGUUUACAGCAUUAGUUGAGAGAUUUUUUUUUUUUUCAUUGAGGAAAGUUACCAUGUACUGUACCUGAUAGGCCCCAAAUUAAUUAUUGCAUCGAAGUUAAUCUAAUCGAAAUCGAAUCGCAUACUUGUGAAUUGAAAUCGAAUCCAGUUGUGAAAUUUGUGUCAAUGCCCAGCCUAUAGUGUCAAUAAAUGUUUAUUUUUUUUAUUAGGGGCCAAGCACCGAAGGUAAUCGUUUGUGUUAUUAUUAUUCUUCCGCCAUUGAAGUCUAUGGCAGCCCAUAGAACUGUAUGCGGGAAAGUUGUGAAAUUUGGCACACUGAUAGAGGACAGUCUGAAAUAUGUCUAUAGCCAAUUUGGAGUCUCUAACUCAAUCCCUCUAGCGCCACCACCUGUCCAAAAUUUCACUUAUGUUUAUGCUAAUAACAUUCGAACCAUAAGGGUUACAAACAAAAUUCUUUUUUCCUUUGAUUCCUUGGCUCGAUUCGACUGCACUCUAUGACAUCAUUUUCCAUCAUAAAAAUUUUCCUGCCAUUUUGAAUUUUCCGAAAAACCUACUUUUUUUAAACUCCUCCUAGGCCAUUGCUCCGAUUUUCACGAAAAUUGAACCAGAUCAUAUACAGACCAUGCCGACAAAAGAUAUGGAAUUCAAGUCGAUUUCUUAAACCAUUUUUGAAACACGCGCAAAUGAAUUUUACAUAGCGCUUGCAAAAAUAGACAUAAGGCUGUAUCUCCACAACGCUUUAUCGUAUUCAGACCAAACUUGGUAUGUGCUAUCAUAAGCAUGACCUGAGGCAACUUGCAGCGUUUCGGCACAGUGCCACCUACUGGUCCAGAGAUAUGAAAAAUGGCUAUUUUUGCUUAUAACUUCUGAUGGAUUUGUCCAAAAAUCAUAAAUCAUAGUCUUGUUAGAUUCAGGGCGACAUGCCGAGUCAAAUAAUAUCCAAUUUUCCCAUUUCAGCCAUUUUGAAACCAGCGCAGGAAACACAAAACCCAAGUUGGUUAACUAAAUGUCGCAGCCCAAAUGUCAAAAUUUUGAUAGGAAGUGGCAAAAAAAUCAAAACAAACUCGUCCAUGGGUCAUUUUUUUAUGAUCUCAUACAUAUAAAUGUCUAUAACUCCAAAACAAAAUGAGAUAUUUUCACCAAAUUUGGCACACACAUGUAUGGGCUCACAAUGAGGACACACAAAAAAUUGGUGGAAUUGUGCCUCUUGGUGGCGCUAUAGUUAAACAAAACACGAAAUUGCCAUUAACUACAAUACAGUAUUAUGAUAAAAAUGCUGUAUUUUAUGAAUGCAUUGGUGUACCAUUACGAAUCUCAAUAUGGUCCUAUUGUAAUGAGACUGAUCUUAAUAGAUUCCGUGGGUCAUGCCAAGAACAUAGAUACCAAAUUUGCCAUAGUCAGCCGAACUUCCUGUCCGCCAUUUUGUUUUUCGUUAAAAAUCUACUUUUUCGAACUCCUCAUAGACCGUUGGUCCGAUUCUCACUAAAAUCGAAUUGUAUCAUCUUCAGACCAUGCUGACAAAAUGUUACAGAUUUCAAGUCGAUUCGUCAAACUGUUUUCGUAUGCCGUAGCAAUGAAGUAGAGGCUUGAUGCCAAAAUGACUCUUGAGGCUGUAUCUCUGCAAUGCUUUGACAUAUUGACACCAAACUUUGCGAGUGUCACUGUCACUUUGACCUUACCACAUUAAUUUUGUCACAGCAUCACCUAUUGGUCAAAAGUGAUAAACCAGUAAAUCUUUUUUAUUGACUGUAUUUAAUAGGUCUUUAAUUGCUCACUGUUGCAGUUGGUCUGAUGCUCACAGCCAUGUUGGCUGGCUUGUUGUGCCGUCUUUGUGUAUAUAUAUUGUUUUUUUUUUUACUUGAAGCAAAUGUUGUCUUUUCCCAUUAUUUUGUUGUCAGUGCACCAGAAUCUUCUUUUUCUUGCUGUUGAAUCAAUAAAGCAUUAUGAUAGCAUCUUA